AUCACCCGCCCGUCACUCCAAACGAACCAAACAAAAAUCAAAACCCUCUCCACCGCCGCCGUCUUCUAAACCGGCCGCCCACUGCUUUCUCUCCUACAACCACCAUCGCCGCCUGCUUCUUCAUCCGCCAUGGACGUCAUCUCUUCUUCCUUCGCUGUGGAAUUUAAUCCUCUCGCUUCUCCCGCUUGGAACUCGCUCCGCCGCCGCCACCACCACCAGCGCAUCCCUCUCUCCUCUGCUUCUCCUCGGCGCAGCGCCGUCCUCUGCUCCGCACUCAAGUCCUCCCCCUCGCUCAGCGUCGUCGAUUCCGAUUCCAGCGACUCGGCCGCUCGAAUCGGAUCGCUGAGUCAAGUCGCCGGCGUGCUGGGGUGCCAGUGGGGGGACGAAGGUAAAGGCAAGCUCGUCGACAUCUUGGCUCAGCAUUUCGACGUCGUUGCCCGCUGCCAGGGUGGAGCUAAUGCUGGACAUACAAUCUAUAAUUCUGAGGGGAAGAAAUUCGCCCUUCACCUGGUUCCCUCGGGGAUUCUAAACGAGGAUACACUCUGUGUUAUUGGGAAUGGGGUAGUGGUGCAUUUGCCUGGUCUGUUUAAGGAAAUUGAUGGUUUGGAGGCAAAUGGGGUGUCCUGCAAGGGAAGGAUAUUGGUCUCUGAUCGAGCUCACCUCUUAUUCGAUUUCCAUCAAGAGGUUGAUGGGCUGAGGGAGGCCGAACUUGCUAAGUCGUUCAUUGGGACGACCAGAAGAGGGAUUGGACCUUGCUACUCGAGCAAGGUCAUCCGCAAUGGCAUCAGGGUAAGUGACCUGAGGCACAUGGAUACUUUCCCUCAGAAGCUUGAUCUUUUAUUGUCGGAUGCUGCUUCGAGAUUCCAAGGGUUUAACUAUGGUCCAGAAAUGCUCAGGGAGGAGGUUGAGAAGUAUAAGAGGUUUGCUGAGAGAUUGGAGCCUUACAUUGCUGAUACUGUGUGUGUUAUGAAUGAGUUCAUCAGCCAGAAGAAGAAGGUUUUGGUGGAAGGUGGUCAAGCUACCAUGCUGGAUAUUGACUUUGGAACUUACCCGUUUGUGACGUCCUCUAGUCCAUCAGCAGGUGGGAUCUGUUCUGGUCUUGGUAUUGCUCCAAGGGUUCUUGGUGAUCUUAUCGGCGUGGUGAAAGCUUACACCACGAGGGUUGGUUCUGGUCCUUUCCCUACAGAGAUAUUGGGUCAAGGAGGCGAUCUCCUUAGGUUUGCUGGCCAAGAAUUCGGAACAACAACUGGCCGUCCUCGUCGUUGUGGUUGGCUGGAUAUAGUCGCACUGAAGUUUUGCUGCCAGAUUAAUGGCUUUUCUUCCUUGAACCUAACUAAAUUGGAUGUUUUGUCUGACCUUGCUGAAAUUCAACUGGGGGUUUCUUAUAAGCUACCUGAUGGUACACCAGUUAAGUCCUUUCCUGCAGAUCUUCGCUUGCUUGAACAGCUCAAGGUCGAGUAUGAGGUACUACCAGGAUGGCAGACCGAUAUUUCUUCUGCUAGAAGCUACUCAGAUCUUCCUAAAGCUGCUCAGAGAUACGUCGAAAGGAUAGAAGAACUCGUCGGAAUACCAAUUCAUUACAUUGGCAUUGGCCCAGGACGUGAUGCUCUCAUCUACAAGUGAGCUACGCACAUUAGGGCUUUCUUGAAUUAGGACCUUGUCAAAUGAUUGGGGCAUUUUUUUGGGAGGGUGAAGGAUUGGUGGGUUAGGUAAUUGACAAACUUGAUGUUGGUGUUGGUAGAUUCUGUUCUGCCAAUUGAAAGUUGAUGUAAGCCGCUUGUUCCGUAAUUCCUUUCUUCCUUCCUGCAUAAUUCGUAGUUUAGUUGUUAGAAGAUCUUGUCACAAGUAUAAGCAUGGUGGAUAAGCCAGGCAAACUGCCUUUGUAACCGUAAGAGAUCAAGAACUUGUCAGUUUUGCGCCUCGUUAUAACGAACUCACCCACCUCCAUACCUUGUACCACAAUGGCUCCUUCAAUCUCAACAUGCUCUCCUUCGCCAUCCUAGCCGCCUUCCCAAUCUUCUCCAUCUUUGCUUCUCUUUCAUCAUCAGAACCAACGAUCCAUAAGCGAGAAAUGCGUGAGGUCUUCUCGAACUAGAUGGUUGCAGCUAAUGGCACGAUGAGGUCAAGGAACUGCCUCCUACAACUGGCGUGGACCACCAUCGUGGCUGACAAUGCUAAAUGGUCUGCCAACCAGAGGAGGAAGGACUGCCAUCAUGCAAUCAAAGACUAGGCUGAUC
Molecule: messenger RNA, 2237 nt
Organism: Linum trigynum
Lineage: Eukaryota; Viridiplantae; Streptophyta; Magnoliopsida; Malpighiales; Linaceae
Source: the annotation of a GenBank genome assembly